Molecule: messenger RNA, 762 nt
Organism: Blumeria graminis f. sp. triticale
Lineage: Eukaryota; Fungi; Ascomycota; Leotiomycetes; Helotiales; Erysiphaceae
Source: the annotation of a GenBank genome assembly
AUGUCUUCUUUACCGGCCAUGAGAACUAGCCCUCGCUUCAUCUUCUUUACGGACUUCGACGGCACAAUAACGCUACGCGACUCAAAUGAUUUCUUGACAGAUAAUUUUGGUUUCGGGCGCGAGCGUAGGGUGCAAGGGAACCAAGAUGUACUUCACGGGAAGAUGAGUUUUCGGGAAUCUUUUCAAGAAAUGCUGGACUCUGUAACAAAACCCUUCAACCAAUGUAUUGAAGCAUUACUAGAGAAUAUUAAGUUGGACCCUCACUUUUUGGAUUUCUACGAGUACUGCGCGAGUGAGAACAUUCCAAUCGUGGUUUUAAGCGGAGGUAUGGAGCCAGUCAUUCAGGCUCUACUAGAACAUCUCAUCGGAGGAAAGGCUCAUAACAUACAAAUUGUCAGUAAUCAGGUCAAACCGCGGAAUGGAAAAGAUAUCAACGAGGAAGGCGGAUGGGAUAUUCAGUAUCAUGAUGAUAGUCAUUAUGGGCACGACAAGAGCUUAGAAAUCAAGCCCUACGCAAAGCUACCUAGCGAUAUCAGACCAACUCUAUUUUAUGCUGGUGACGGAGUAUCAGACAUUUCCGCAGCUCAAGAGACCGAUUUGCUUUUUGCGAAAAAAGAUUAUGAUCUUGAUAAGUACUGUAGCAAGCAUGGUUUACCAGCAGUUUUAUUUCGUGACUGGUCGACUAUCUUGUCAACAGUUAGGAGCCUUAGCUCUGGCGAGACAACAUUAGAGAAAAUAGUUGCAGACCUCCAAGCAAAUUAA